Xyrauchen texanus (razorback sucker) is the source of this 531-nucleotide messenger RNA. RefSeq names its product chromosome 29 C15orf48 homolog (gene coxfa4l3). Lineage: Eukaryota; Metazoa; Chordata; Actinopteri; Cypriniformes; Catostomidae. The record is from RefSeq and is a predicted model, not a curated record. Bases 135 to 395 code for a protein of 86 amino acids. The transcript has 4 exons.
UAACUCUCAUCAUGUUUGACUCAUUCAACUUUUGGUUCUCAGUACAGGCACUGGAGCUACAUUAGCCUACUCUUGAUUGUAAAAGAUACAUUGUGGAUUUUGUUUUCGAUAGGAAAGCUCAUAGCUGUUGAAAGAUGUCUGGUGGAUUUCUACAAAUGCUUAACAAGAGGAAGGAGUUGAUUCCUUUGAUUGGGUUUGUUGGUUUUGCUGCACUUGGAGCAGCAACAGCCUCAAUUUACUUUUUAUUCACCAAACCUGAUGUCAUUUUAAACAAGACCAGAAACCCUGAGCCCUGGGAGAGACUCGAUCCAUCAAAACCACAGAAGCUUAUAACUAUUAACCAGCAGUGGAAACCAGUGGAGGAACUUGAGCUAGUGAAAAAACUGACAAAAUGACACCAUCUCCUCCUCUCCUCUGAAUGUUCAUGCAGAUUAAAUCAGGAUGUCAGAUCUGAUUUAAUCUAUAAAACUAUAAAACUGAAUAUAUCUGUGAAUGUAUCCAUGUAUUUUUAAAUAAAGAACAGCUAAUGAG